Messenger RNA from Laetiporus sulphureus 93-53, 186 nucleotides. RefSeq lists its product as uncharacterized. The coding region runs from base 1 to 186 and encodes 61 amino acids. Lineage: Eukaryota; Fungi; Basidiomycota; Agaricomycetes; Polyporales; Laetiporaceae. The transcript is spliced from 2 exons. The record is from RefSeq and is a predicted model, not a curated record.
AUGGGACAGUUGAAUACUCUGAACGAGCUGAGAGACAUGACCUUCAGCUUGAUGCAGUCACCAUGCAUCAGGGCAGGUCAACAAUAUUCGGUUCACGAUCUAUGGAUGCACUCAGAGAAUGGGACCGCUGUCCAAAACUUCACUGUGCAUGCUGUGCCUGCACAUGGUGUUGUCGCGCUGCUGUGA